CUCUUACUCGCAGUUAACCUUGCCGCACCGUCGCCGAACGUAAGCGGUUACUCGUUUUUACGAAGUUUGUCAAUAUAAAGUAAUGAUGGCGGCUUUUUACAGGCAUGGCAUGUUAAAAACUGCCCAAAUUCUUAACCCGAAAACCGUUUGCCCGAGAUGGUACGCCACGAAAGCGGAAAAACGGAAAGGUCUGGAUAGAAAACCUACCCCGAAGCUGGAUUCCACGGCCCAAUCUAUCGCCGAUAAAGGUUUUCUACGGCCCCAAAGACAGUACACCCCUCCAGAAAACUUAGAACAAACCCUAACUGAACUGUUCAAAGAGAGCAUAGGAAGUACCGACCUAACCACAAAACUCACAAACUUAUCCGCUCGAUUUAACUUGUUUGCGGCGUGCGCUGACAAAUUGGGGCGCACCAUUCCCAACUCGAUGCUCCAUCAAAUUGAGACUCUCGAGGACGUGCUGAAGUUCUACGCCACCCCGGUGGACACUAGGACUCCCAUGGACAGGAUGAGGACUAUGGUACUGCCAGAGAACUUGCACGUACAGUUCGAGUACCACAGAUGGCAUCCAGCUACGGAUGCGAAGUUCGGGGGGCGAACUGCCUUCCCCGAGAGCUCCACCCUGGUAACCGGACUGCGAAGCAGGGAAAAGUACAAGGGGCAUUUACAGAAAAUUAAAUAUCCGCAAUAUUAAGUUUUAAUUUACUUAGUGUUAAUAAUUUUUUUUUCUUCCUUAUCAGGCCAAAAAC
This is a messenger RNA of Anthonomus grandis grandis, 749 nucleotides long. It is a transcript of the gene mRpL50, whose product is annotated as 39S ribosomal protein L50, mitochondrial. The transcript is spliced from 4 exons. The coding region runs from base 83 to 694 and encodes 203 amino acids. NCBI's taxonomy places the organism in Eukaryota, Metazoa, Arthropoda, Insecta, Coleoptera, Curculionidae. The record is from RefSeq and is a predicted model, not a curated record. Gene Ontology annotation, cellular component: mitochondrion; mitochondrial large ribosomal subunit.